Messenger RNA from Frieseomelitta varia, 3065 nucleotides. RefSeq names its product forkhead box protein K1 (gene FoxK). Gene Ontology annotation, biological process: regulation of transcription by RNA polymerase II. Gene Ontology annotation, molecular function: DNA-binding transcription factor activity, RNA polymerase II-specific; protein binding; RNA polymerase II cis-regulatory region sequence-specific DNA binding. The transcript has 5 exons. The record is from RefSeq and is a predicted model, not a curated record. Lineage: Eukaryota; Metazoa; Arthropoda; Insecta; Hymenoptera; Apidae. Bases 60 to 1733 code for a protein of 557 amino acids.
CUUCUCCUUUUUCUCUCUCUCUCAUUCUAUCCCAAAGGAGGGUUCGCUUACUCGGUGCUAUGUCUACUACGUACUCCCGUACUCAGGAGAGCGACGCGUGGGCCCUUCUGGCACUGAAGUCGGCACCGGCCAGCCCGACGAAGAUGCAGUGGAACCCGGAAGCAAAAGGUGCACCGAUUGCACGGUUAGAAGGUCGCGAGUUUGAGUACAUGGUUAGACAGCGACGUAUCACUAUCGGACGUAACAGCAGCAAGGGUGAGGUCGACGUCAACAUGGGCCACUCCAGCUUUAUCUCACGACGACACCUUGAAAUCUUCUAUGAUCAUCCGUUUUUCUUUAUGAUUUGCAAUGGUAAAAAUGGUGUUUUUGUUGAUGGAGUUUUUCAACGAAAGGGUGCGCCUGCCUUCCAAUUACCAAAGACAUGCACAUUCAGAUUUCCAAGUACAAAUAUAAGACUCGUAUUUCAAUCGUUAGUGGAUGAACAAGAACAAAGUAAUAUACGCGUUCCUUCACCUCCAAAGCAUAGAGCGCCAUUACCACCUUUACGUAUUAAUAUUCCGGAUGCUGGCUAUAGUAGUCCAUUUCCUUCUCCUACUGGAACAAUUAGUGCUGCUAAUUCGUGUCCUGCCAGCCCACGUGCAGGACAAGGAAGGAGAAACAUAUCAGCAGAUCUACAGAUGGUAGCUGUAUAUGCAGCCGCUGUUGCAAAUGAUUCACAAAACUCUAACAUGGAAAGACACGAGGGUGGACAAAGUUCUAAUAGACAAAUAAGUCCUGAGCUUGGUGUUGAGUCAAGAUACAGAGGUGGCAACAGUAGCGGUCCAAACGGUACUACAGCACAUUGUAGUCCACCGAAAGAUGACUCUAAACCUCCAUAUUCAUAUGCACAGUUAAUUGUACAAGCAAUAGCAUCUGCUGCAGAUAAACAGCUCACAUUGUCUGGCAUUUAUUCUUACAUUACCAAGAAUUAUCCAUACUAUAGAACUGCGGAUAAAGGAUGGCAAAAUUCAAUAAGGCAUAAUCUUUCAUUAAAUCGUUAUUUUAUCAAAGUACCAAGAAGUCAAGAAGAACCAGGGAAAGGAUCAUUUUGGCGGAUAGAUCCACAAUCAGAAGCAAAGCUUAUAGAGCAGGCAUUUAGACAAAGAAGGCAACGUGGAGUUCCAUGUUUUCGAGCUCCAUUUGGACUUUCAUCUAGAAGUGCACCGGCUUCUCCAUCUCAUGUUGGUAUUAGUGGCUUGAUGACGCCGGAAUGUCUUAGCAGAGAAACUUCGCCAGGACCAGAAUCUUAUCCUGACAGCACUGUAUCCUCUCCGGCUGGUCAGUUGACUAGUCAAUCCGCGCCAGGAUCACCUGGUCAUCCCUAUGCAUCGUCGAGUCAGUCGUCUCAUAAAGGUCGCCUAAUGCAACAGAUUACUGUUGUCACGAACGGUGUUAGUGGUGAUUCGACUAGAGAAGAUAAAUACGUCGUAUCUGGAAAUGCUACAGAAGAGCAUUCUCUUUCCCCGGCUGGUCAAUAUAGUCCGGCCCCUGUUAUUGUACAAACCACGUAUAAUUAUAGUGGAAGCUUUAUUGGUCCCGACGCAGGCGUCGGAAUUGCGAAGCGUUCACACGAAGAAUCGGAUAGUUCUCCUGGUUCACCGGCACCGCUUGCCAUUGUUGAAAGUCCUGAACCACCUGAACAUCAACAACCAGCGACAAAACGUCAACGUGUUCAUGAUAUGGACGACCACUGAACCAUCGUUGUCCUAGACUAUCGUUACGUAGGACAUUUUUUUGUUACAUCGCGCUACUCGCCCAUUGUCAAAUAUAUCUGCACGCGCGUGUACCUCACACUUGUUCGUGUGUGCGUCCGUAAACACGUGCACGCUUAAUGUUCAGGAUUUCGAAUCGUUGCCCAUAUCCAUACCACGUUUAAAUCUCUCCAUACAUUUUCAUCUAUGAUGCGCGCGCGCCGACAAAUACAUACAUGUACACACUCGGUUCUGUACUGUUUUUCAUUUAACCACAUUGUGGUUACUUUAGUUUCUGCAUAUGAUAAAUACUCGAUACCGUUUAUUGUUGCAACAAGUGGAAUAUUCGUAAGAAAAGCGAGAGCAGACAAAGUUAUUCCCUCGUCUCAUAUUUUCAUAGCUUGUUUCGGUGUUCUACCUUUCUUUUUCAACUUCCGGAGUUGAAUCAACUGCUGACAUAGCAACAUAGUUAUCAAGUCGUCAUGAUCAUUAGUAAGCACAUACACAUGUUUCGUUGAAUAAAUUUUUUAUGUUUCUUUUUUUUUUUUCUUGACGAUAUACAGGUACAAGGAGACGACGAGAGCUUUUACGUAUUUGUAAGAGGGAAUAAAUAUUUGUAACAUUCUUGGAGAAAUAUUACAUGUAAGAAGCAUCUUGGAUGAAACCAUAUCGUAAUAUAUUCAUAAAGAUGUUGAAUCUCAAUAGAAGGAAAUAUUAUGUUAAAACAGCUCACGUUGUUCGCCUUAGUGCUUCGCAAAAGAAAAAGAUCACCUAUUCUAGAACGUUGCUGAUACUGGUAAAUAAAGAUACUUGAGGAAUUUGUUAAAAACUAUACAUCGUAUAAGUUUGAGCUGUAGAGUUUCCCUUUAUGAGCUACAUUGACUACGUAUUUUACGUAAAUACGUGUUGUGUAUAUUUGAAUAUUUUCUCAAUCUUUGUUUUUGUGUAAUGUCCAGUUACUAUUAGAAAGAAAAAAGAAAGAAAGAUGUCUAUUGAUCCUUUCCGGUUCUUCAACUUCAACGAUUGUUCACAUUAUACAAAAUCGAUCAUUGAAAUCGAUUAUGACGCAAUUCGCGUAGAUUAAGAUGCUCGCGAAUCGUAGACACAAACUUUAGAUUAUAGUUCUACGUAUGAUUUUACAAAGUUUCUAUUUAAAAAGAAAGAAGAAGGGAAAAGAAAAAAAAAAACAACAAGCAAUAAUCUUAUGCUGAAUACGUCGAUCGAAAUUUCUUUCUGACGUGCCUGUUUAUCUAACGAAGAUAUUAACGUACUAUAAUCAUACAGGAAGAGGUGAUAGUAUUUUUGUUGCCACUUGUAAAUAAACUCUUAAACGAA